This is a messenger RNA of Odontomachus brunneus, 3148 nucleotides long. RefSeq names its product D-beta-hydroxybutyrate dehydrogenase, mitochondrial. The record is from RefSeq and is a predicted model, not a curated record. The transcript is spliced from 6 exons. NCBI's taxonomy places the organism in Eukaryota, Metazoa, Arthropoda, Insecta, Hymenoptera, Formicidae. The coding region runs from base 277 to 1242 and encodes 321 amino acids.
GCACGGUCGAAGUAUCGUAUAUACCGUUCCUCCUCGUGGGCAUUCCAAGCGGGAAUUCUCGAAAGCCAAGCCAGUUGUGUUGUAGAAACCGCGGCGCGGCUUGCCACUCGCCGGUACUUUCGACCGGCCGUAAAGUCGACGUUUCGCGCUCGUGCUGCUUUCAGUAAUACGGAAUUUCGCCCCGAAAGCGGACGCGACCGUGUCGCGAACUAUUGGCAACCCACCCGGAAGACCGACGACCCAUCGAUAAAAUUCUGAUCCGUCGCGCGAGUCACAAUGGAUGUUGAAACGGGGGCCAUUUUGGCCCUGCAGAUAUUGGCUUUAUGUUCGAUAGUCGCGGCCCUGCUGGCCUAUCUGAUGCGACAAUCCAGGAAUGCCGCCGACGAGUACGAGUCGCGUAACAAACGUCAUGUACUCGUUACCAGCUGUGAUACAUGCGUGGGCUUGCAGAUCGCCCUUGCACUCUACGAAGCCGGUUACAAGGUGUUUGCGGGCCUGUUGGAUCCAGCGGGCGGCUCGCCGUCGGUCAAAAUCCUGAAGGCAGUCGAGCUGGAGCGACGGAAAGAGAGCGAACCCGGCGAUGCGGACGAUGGUAAUCUACAGCAGCCGGAAGGAGCGCGUGCCCGCGGCCAAAUCGUGCCAUUGGAGCUGGACCCGACGCGGGAGGACAGUUUGCGCGCCUGCCUGGACGCCGUCAGGGCGAAACUUCCCGCCGGCGAAGACGGUCUCUGGGCAGUCGUGCAUACCGGUGGCUUGGUUUUGCCCGGCGUCAUUGAGAAGCAAACCAGUUCAAUGUGGGAAUCCAUGUUACGUCAUAAUCUGGUCGCUCCGCUGAGAACAGCCAGAGUAUUCAUCCCCCUUUUACGUAUUAAAAGAGGCCGCAUCGUCCUUUUGGGUGACUCCGAAACGAGCUACGGCAGCAAGAUGGGCUCCGGACUGGUGGCGUUCAGCGCGUCCCGAAAAGCUGUGGAGGGUGCCGCCGAGGCGUUAAAAAGCGAAUUACAUUCCUCGGGUGUCGACGUCGUGCUUUUGAAACCGCCGCCCGUGAAUCCCCUCGUUCUUUAUGCAUCACCCGUUCUUAAGACAGUGGACGUGGAGUCUGGCGUAACGGCCUCGGAAGGGACGUGGACUGCGCCGUUAUCGAUUCAUUCUGUGCAGAACGCUCUCAUCCCUGCGAUUACAACGUCGUGUCCUCUGAACGCGUACGAUAUGUCCGUCAAACCCAGGAUCUUCUGCCGAUAAUUUUGUCUAUAACGCAUGAAUAGGUGAAAAUAUGCAAGAUGUAGCACCGUUCGCGUGCGAGCUCCUCGAGUCGACGCGACAUAUGUUAAAAGGGGACAAUGGAGCACGGGAAAUACGGUAUACGUGUAUUGCGACGUCACUUACGUUGACGCGCGUCAUCCGGCAUGCCCUAAGGCGUCAUAAUCUGGAUUCUUUUCUACGUGGUUAUACGACGAGCAGUGCUUUCUGCGUGAACGAGUAUUGUCGUCCUUUCACUUGCGCUUGCUCCAAGUGACAUCGGCUUGGAAUUUUCAUCUUUGUCUCGUAUUUUCCAUGUAUUCUCUGUUGUAAGAUUUCGUUACAUCUCUCGUAUCGUUUAAUGAAUCGUUUAAGGAAACGCUUAAUGAAACAGCCAGUAAUCUUUAUCGCUAAUGUUGCGGGUUAGUGAUUGGAAAGUGUCGCACUUUCUAUUCCUCUUCCUUCUAAUAUGAAGACGACUUAAUACGAUUUAUGACAUCUGUUCAAUAAGCAACUGUCAUCUCGUAUAACUUUAAACUCUUCUAAUGGGAUUCUUAUUACUACGACGAUGUAUUUGAUCGUGUUGCAAUUUUAUGAAAGUCACUUUUAAGGGAGCGAAAUGGAAAAUAUCGUUACACAUGAAAGAGAAAGAAAGCUUUGGUGAAGAUGUAUGUAAAAUCGGAAAUGUAUUUUCUGUACUUGUAUGUGUGUAUGUAUAUAAAUAAUGUACUAAAUCUAUUAUAUAUAAUAUAUAAUUACGAAUACAUCAAUAUAAUAUUUUGUGAAAAUUGCUUUUGUAUGUUUUUGUAUAUAAAACAUAAUUGCAAUAUGAGAUUUUGCAGAUAAAUUAAUUUUUAUGGAAAUAGUAGAUUUAUCAAUUACAUAAUAUGCAAGAAACUGUUAUAUUGAGUUGUAUUAAUAAUUAAUGUGUAUACAAUAUGUCCUUUAUGGUUAUGUGUAACAUCAAUACAUUUUAUGUAUAUACUUUGUGGAGAUAUGUAUGAAAAAUAUAUACGAAGUAAUAUAUAAUAAUUCUUUACAAUAAUAUUCUAUUUCUUUUUAAUUUAUUGGAUCGUUUGUUGGUAGUGGAGAUACUUAAAUAUGAUUGUGUUGUUGUGUAACUAACCUGUUCGUAUUACUUUUAGUGUAAAGAUAAUCGUUUUUAUACAACAAUGUUAACUUGUUCUCUUUCUACAUAAAAGCUGUUGCACUACCAGUUGUAAAAAUGUAUAACUUAAAAAUGCAAAUUGUUACCUAACUGCAAAUUAUAUUUACUUUGUUAAGUGAUAAUUAUCAACGCCUCGCUAGACUGAUAUACAUAAACUUUACAGUAACUUUAAGGGCUGAUUUUUUCAACUUCUUGGUAAUUAACAGUUAAAUCAUAUAUAUAUCUUUGUCAAAUUUGAAGGAGAAGCAAAGGUAAAUAUAUGAUUUACCUGUUAGUUAACUUACCAAGAGGUUGAAAAAAUCAGUAUAUUAAGUUACUAAAUUCAGCAACAUUUCGAGUUCCUUAUGACUAAUAAGACUUCAGAUUUAUCAUAUAAUAUGACAAGAUAGGAAAGAUAGAAAUAUAAAAAGAAAAGAAUAUUAAAAUUUGCUCAAAACAAUAUGUCAUGUUGAAUGUAAUAUGAAAAUCUAAAUGUAACUUUUAUAUGUUGUUGCGUCAAUACAAUAAGGAAUUUACAUUAUUGUGUAAAUUUAAUACUUAAUUCAAUACACGAUAUGUUUAUUUCAUAAAUGUCAUUAAAAGAAUUAUAAAAUUCCCAUCAUCGAUUGUCUCACGUCGUGAUCAUCAUGAAAAUUGAUCUUUUAGCUGUUUUUAAAUUGAGAGUUUACUUCAUAAAAUGAAAGUGGAGAGUGAUUAGUUUAUCGUUUCUCGGCUGUAUAUGUAUUUUGUGUACGAAUAAUU